Cuscuta campestris is the source of this 2699-nucleotide messenger RNA. Lineage: Eukaryota; Viridiplantae; Streptophyta; Magnoliopsida; Solanales; Convolvulaceae. The record is from the annotation of a GenBank genome assembly.
CCCAUCGCUAUCUCUCUCUCGACGACUCGAAUCCCCCCAUCGCCUUCUCCACCACGGGGUAGAGCCGCAGGAUACCCCCCCGCCCCUUUCUUCUCACUCUGCCUUCUCUCUCUACCUUCCCACCUUCUUUCUAUAACUAUUAUAAUUAUUACCCCUAUCUCUCGCCGGAUUCCGAUCGGAGAAUCCAUUUGCACCGAUCAAAUCUGUUCCAAUUUGCUUUUUUUUUAGUAUUAUUUUGUAUUCUAUACGGACGGUUCUCCUUCUUCGAGGUGAGGAUAAUAUGCCUUUAGAUAUGUGUAUCUGGACAUCUGUAGUUGAUUAAUUGGAUAAUUAUAGGUGAAAUUUAUGGUGGAUUAGAGCCCUUGGGUGAUGAUGAUUAUGUGGCAGCGAUUCCUGUUUAAUCGAGACAUGAAUUUCGGAUCUCUUUGACUUCCGCAAGGAUUGGGUACUCUGUGUUAUAACGGGUUUCGGGGACUCGGACUUCCGUAAUUAUUGUGUUUAUUUCGCUUUCGUAUUGUCUCAAACUAGUUGUUAUUUUUAUUCUUUUUUUUUGAAUAUAUAAUAUGGAGUAACAACUUCUGUAACUAUCAUUUUGAGCUGCGUCUAUACAUCUGUGAAUAUUCAUUUGUUAAGUGCGUCUGAAGAUUUUUUAUAGGUUUCACACUCUCGGGGUGAAGAGGGCGUAUUAGUGUUGUCAUAUUUCUUUCAUUUUAUUAGUUUGUUUAUCAAUUUAAAAUUUCAUGAAGAACAAUUAGGCUCUAACUAUUACAGAGACGUGCCUUUCUGUGGUUUUCCUUUCGAAUUCGUGAUGAAUGACUGAGAGUAAUCUAAAAGAUGCUUAGAAGAAAAGAACAUAAGUUGAUUACAUUACUAUCUUUUUUCAAUUUGUCCCCCCCCCCUAGAGCCAUGACUACUAAAGCAGGCAAAUUUUGAUGAAUCCCAUCAACUAUGAUAAGGGCGGGUUGUUAUGUAGAGUUUUUCAUGCGAUGUGGUAUCACUUAUGUACACUACUCCCUUCCUAAUAUAUACGAUUGAUUUUUUAAUUCAUUCAUUUUAUUAUUAUUAUUAUUAUAUUAUUAUUAUUAUUAUUAUUAUUUCAGGUGGCCUUUUGUUUGUGUUGUGGAAUGUACAUUCGCCAACAGCUUGCUCGCAACUGAUUGUACUUCUUGUAUGUGAUCAUGGGAUCUGCUUGUUGUAUAGCUGCAAAAGGUGGAACACCAUCAAACCAAUCAGCAACUGAAAAUUUACACAGGACUGUCGGGUGUUCACCAUCGUGGAGUUUUCGGUGGGAUAAUCGAGGGAGAGUAGUAGGGGAAGAAACUAAACUGAAUUGGUCUUCUGAUGGAGUUAGUGGUAAUGAUAGAUCAGAUUUUAAGUCUAGGACAACUAUAGAAACAGUAUAUGCCUCUGAAGAGGGAAGUCCAUUCGAGAGCUUCCGGUCACAUGCAUGGCAGAAGUCACCAACCUCCGAAAGAAAUGGUGAAAUUUUAUCACAGCCUUCUUCAGAUCCCUUGGUGGCCUCAAACUCCACAGAGAUAAUAGAACCAGCAAGAUUGCCUGCAGUAACAUAUCCUUCUCCUGCACUGUCGGCUUCAGCUUUGUCAUAUGAUGAAAGUCAGCAGCUCCCUGUGAACCUGACUCCCUCGAGUUCGUUCAUUCUCCCUGGUUGGGGCAUCGAAUCAAUUCAGGGCUCUCAUGGUGGAUCAUCAGAUGGUUGGUCUAUUCCUGCCUUUCACGAAUUCCUACCAACUCCCCACAGGGAAAGGUGGUCUUUUGAUAGUGAAGGCUUUAGUUUCCUUUGUGGAAGAACAUCCAGUUCUCCCUCUUUAGAUCUCAGAGCGUGUGGCGUUUGUGCAAAGCUGCUGACAGAUAAAUCGUUUUGGGGCGGUCAGAAAACUACGCCUAAUGGAAUUUCUGUUGUUUCUGUACUUACAUGCGAGCAUGUUUUCCAUGCUGAGUGCUUGGAGAAUAUGACUCUGGAGAUCAACAAGUAUGACCCGGCGUGCCCUGUCUGCACUCUUGGGGAGAAACACGUGUCUAAGAUGUGUGAGAAGGGUUUGAAAGCUGAGAUGAAUUCAAAAGCUAGAAAGAGAUGUAGGAAUCAAGUUGUCGAUAGUGAUUUUAAUGGAAACCUUGCAGCAGUGGGAGAUGUCGUGAGGUGUCCAAAGAUCAGCUCUAGUUCCUCCAGUCUGAAGAAGCUUUCUGUGGGAAAGCCAUCUUUGAGACGCCAUUUUUCAUUCAGUGGAUCCAAGGGGACAACAAGAGCAGUGUCUGAGAAUGAGUGUGCUCAGAAAAGGGGCUUUUUCUGGACACGAUCUAGCAAGGAGAAAGCUUCUUCAUGGGCACAACAAUAGUUAAGCAACACCAUGACAUGGGAGAGAUCUUCUGUUGCUGGCUUUGGCGCCGUUGCAGGGGUUGAAAACGAGUCGAAAUUGAAAAGACCUUUCUUUGGGGGAGGGGCUGUUUAAAUUAUUUUGCUGUCAGGUUUAGGUAAGGCUCUGCAACUACAAUGUAAAGAAGGGGAACCAUUAGAGGUUGAAGGUUCCAAUCAUUACCAGGAACACAAAUGGAAAAUGGGAAUUCUGAUGCUUAGUCAUAUAUAUCUUCUUUUUUUUGUUACAUUUCAAGUGUGCAUGAAUUAUUAUAAUUUGAUGCCAAAGUGCCAAUUAGCAAAUGCAUGGCGUAUUCGAAUACCCAUU